AUGGAAACGUUUAGGGGAAAAAUCCAAACGGUCAAAGAUGCAAUGAUAAUUUUUGAAGCAUGUAGACAAGGAAUUCUUCAUAUGACUAAGCGUCGCUUGUUGGAAAAGGAAAAGGAGGAGUUGUGUAGUGGCCAAGUGUACGUGUUCGAUGAAACCGAGUCUAGCAUUAAACGAUGGACCGAUGGACGUCUUUGGUCUCCAAGUCGCAUUAUCAAGGAUUUUUUGGUUUACCGAGAGUUGGCCACACGUGACCGCAGUGUCAAAAGAGAUGAACCUAUCGAUGAAUCCUUACAAAAACGAGUGCAAGCCGAAGGAUUAAAGGUUCACCAAUGCAGCAAAGGAACUUUUGUGCUCAGGAACAAUGGUCUGCUGAAAAAGACUAUUUCUAUCAAGUUCAAUGGAACCUACCAACACAUGAUAAUCUACGAGGAUACUUCAGAGAGCGGAAACAAUCUACUACCGCCAGAGGCAUUCGAGGAACUUCGUCACAUUCAACCCAGUGAAGAUAUCAUUAAAAGCGAGAAAAUGCCCAAGAUAAAUCGAAACUCUAAGAAAAACAAGAGGAAGAAGCGUUCAUUGAAACAUAUUGUCAUGGAUGAUUGCUUCUUAUAUCAAGGUGAUAAAUUUUUUGUGUGGAAUCACGAUCAUGAUUCGAACAGUGACGGUUUAUCCGAUAUUCAAGACGAGCAAGAAUAUGCUGCUACCGGCAACAUUAUUUCCGCACAACCCUCGUCAAUCAUACAGCCAUCGAUCACUAAUUUAUAUUCCGCUGGUGUGAAUCAAGCAACAACCAACAAUAGUAUCGCGCCUUUACUUUGUAGCCCUUGGCCACCAAUUUCCACUACACCAUGUUACGACUUGAUGAUUAGGGAGGCAUCACCUUUGACUAACCGCUCCUCUUCAACAACCUAUCCUCCAGUAAACCUUACUCAAGAUCAACACCCUGCCGAUCCCCAGCAUCAACAAUUAUUACAAUCUCCUUACAUUUUACACCAAGACUAUUCACAGUUCAUUAAUCCCUCUGGUGCUUUGUCAGGCAAUCAAAAUAAUCUUGUCAACCAUUAUCCUACUUCGGGAAACGCGAUUGUCACAAAUUCUAGUAUCGGUGUUACUGGUGGGGAUAAUAACGGUGGAGGAUUAUUCUUUUACCAAUAA
Molecule: messenger RNA, 1155 nt
Organism: Acaulospora morrowiae
Lineage: Eukaryota; Fungi; Glomeromycota; Glomeromycetes; Diversisporales; Acaulosporaceae
Source: the annotation of a GenBank genome assembly